Ochotona curzoniae (black-lipped pika) is the source of this 556-nucleotide messenger RNA. RefSeq names its product ribosomal protein S19 (gene RPS19). Gene Ontology annotation, biological process: ribosomal small subunit assembly; translation. Gene Ontology annotation, molecular function: structural constituent of ribosome; RNA binding. The record is from RefSeq and is a predicted model, not a curated record. Bases 81 to 518 code for a protein of 145 amino acids. The transcript is spliced from 6 exons. Gene Ontology annotation, cellular component: ribosome; cytosolic small ribosomal subunit. NCBI's taxonomy places the organism in Eukaryota, Metazoa, Chordata, Mammalia, Lagomorpha, Ochotonidae.
GCGAGAUUCUACGCCCGACUUGUGCGCCCGGGAAACCCCGUCGCUCCCUUUCCCCUGGCUGGCAGCGCGGAGGCCGCACGAUGCCCGGUGUUACCGUCAAAGACGUCAACCAGCAGGAGUUCGUCAGAGCUCUGGCAGCCUUCCUCAAGAAGUCCGGGAAGCUCAAAGUUCCCGAAUGGGUAGACACGGUGAAGCUGGCCAAGCACAAAGAGCUUGCCCCCUACGAUGAGAACUGGUUCUACACGCGAGCGGCUUCCACAGCCCGGCACCUGUACCUCCGGGGCGGCGCUGGAGUCGGCUCCAUGACCAAGAUCUACGGGGGCCGGCAGAGGAACGGCGUCAUGCCCAGCCACUUCAGCCGAGGCUCCAAGAGUGUGGCCCGCAGGGUCCUGCAAGCCCUCGAGGGGCUGAAGAUGGUGGAAAAGGACCAGGAUGGGGGCCGCAAAUUGACACCUCAGGGACAGAGAGAUCUGGACAGAAUCGCCGGACAGGUGGCAGCUGCCAACAAGAAACAUUAGAACAAACAUGCUGGGUUAAUAAAUUGCCUCAUUCGUAA